This is a messenger RNA of Psylliodes chrysocephalus, 699 nucleotides long. NCBI's taxonomy places the organism in Eukaryota, Metazoa, Arthropoda, Insecta, Coleoptera, Chrysomelidae. The record is from the annotation of a GenBank genome assembly.
AUGGCAUCGUCAAGAAGAGUAUGUGUGAAUGAUUCAAAUAAUUUUUGUUUCAUUUGCCGUUUAAAUGUGACAACGUUCGUAAAUGAGGCUUACAAAAAUUACAUUGGACACCCAUUAGAAAUGAAGAAUAAGCCUUGGAUUUCGCAAAAGGUAUGUAAAACAUGCGUUGAGUUCCUACGUUUAUGGAUUAAUAAGAAAAGACAUAGCUUCAGAUACAAAACCGCUAUGAUUUGGAAUGAAUCCAUGAACCACUUUGACGAUUGUUAUUUUUGUUUGGAGAACAUAACUGGUAUUAACCGAAAAAAUCGAGCCAAAUGGGAAUAUUCUUCCAUACAAUCGGCACAUAGACGUGUCCUGGGCCCUAAUUCUACACCUGAACCUCAAUCUGAGCCAAAAGAUUUUGAGACGAAGAACGACAUUAGUGAUAAUGACUUUAAAUGCGACCUGGAAACGGCAAAACCAUUUAAUCAAGAUGAUUUAAACGACUUAAUUAGAGAUAUGGGACUGUCAAAGUCAGUUUCAGAAAUUUUGGCUUCAAGGCUAAAAGAAAAAAAAUUGGUAACGAAAGAAACUAAAAUUUCUUAUUGCCGCACAAGAGAACAGAGUUUCCUCAAAUAUUUUUCUGAAGAAGAUAAUUUUGUAUUUUGUAAAUAUGUAACUGGAUUGAUGGCUGCAAUCGGAUCACAAAAUUAUGAGUGA